AUGUGCUGUACGGGGAAGUGUGCCCGCCUGGUGGGCCUGAUCCUGCUGUCUACAGCCUUCAUCUCAAUGAUCGCCAACCUGCUGCUGUUCUUCCCCGACGGGAAGAGUCUGGAAAAUGAUCAGAUCUCCCUCCAGGUCUGGCUCAUGGGGGGAUUCAUCGGAGGAGGCCUCUUUAUGCUGUGCCCGAGCUGCUCGGCUAUCAGGGCCGGGGGCAAGGGUUGCUGUGGAUAUGGUUGCUGUGGCAACCGUUGCCGGAUGCUGAGCUCUGUGUUCUCCUCUGCUUUCGGCCUGAUUGGAGCGAUCUACUGCACCAGUGUGGCCUCAGCUGGUCUGGCUAUUGGACCCAAGUGUCGGUUGGACGACGGCACAUGGGUCUACCCCUUUGAAGACCUGGGCACUGGCAAUGGCAGCUACCUUGUAAACCAGACUCUGUGGGGAAUAUGCGACUACCCUCUCAACGCGGUGAUGUGGCACGUCGUUCUGUUCGCCAUACUGUUGGCCAUGGGGGUGCUGCAGGUUGUGCUCUGCGGCAUCCAGGUGGUCAACGGCUGCUUGGGAUGCAUCUGUGGCGACUGUCGCGAAACCAAAGAGAGAGAAUAAGGGUGGAUUGUGAAAAUGAACAUGGCCCAGUCAUAACCCACCGUCGCAAAGGAGCCAUUUCAUAUUCAGGGAUAACUCUGUAUGAUGAUGGGGUUUUCUUUUGUCUCACAUUUAUCUCAGAAGGAUAUUUUAAAUAUAUAUAUGAAAGCCUUACUCUAUUAUUUUAUGAAUUCUGGUGCAUUGCCUGACUUAUUAUUGGUUGAAUGUGUCUUUAAUUACUGAAUUAAUAAGUAAUUUCCUCACUGAAG
Messenger RNA from Cottoperca gobio, 848 nucleotides. RefSeq names its product transmembrane 4 L six family member 5 (gene tm4sf5). The transcript is spliced from 5 exons. The coding region runs from base 1 to 600 and encodes 199 amino acids. NCBI's taxonomy places the organism in Eukaryota, Metazoa, Chordata, Actinopteri, Perciformes, Bovichtidae. The record is from RefSeq and is a predicted model, not a curated record. Gene Ontology annotation, cellular component: membrane.